This is a messenger RNA of Cladophialophora carrionii CBS 160.54, 1827 nucleotides long. RefSeq lists its product as uncharacterized. The record is from RefSeq and is a predicted model, not a curated record. The coding region runs from base 1 to 1827 and encodes 608 amino acids. The transcript has a single exon. Lineage: Eukaryota; Fungi; Ascomycota; Eurotiomycetes; Chaetothyriales; Herpotrichiellaceae.
AUGUCCGUCGAAAUGCCUCCGGAUAACCACGCCCUCAGAGUGGCCUUCGAACAUGACAUCUACUCAUCCUCAGGCAAACCUCUUAAAUUCGGCUCCCUCUUCUACGAUUGUGACGUCUAUCCAGCCGAGAAAAGAAUACUAGUAAUCUUCAUUCGACAUUUCUUCUGCGGGAAUUGCCAGGAAUACGUCCGCAGGCUAUCUUCAGCACAGUCGCCGUUUCAUCCAUCUCUCAAGCCGACAUCUACGACGUGGACGACAAACUUCUCCAAGCCUGCAAAUCGUACUCUUCCGAGUGUCAUAAUUAUUGGUCCUGGACAGCCCAGCCUGAUCUCCUCCUACAAGAGCCUCACACAAUGUCCCUUUGACAUUUAUGCUGAUCCAUCAACACAGCUGUACGACAUUCUGGGAAUGCACCGCACAUUGUCUAUGGGGACCAAGGCACCAGGGUAUAUCGAACACUCCCUCUUGGGUGGCGCUGUCAAGUCAGCGUGGCAGAUUGUCCGGCGUUUUGGGAGUGGUGAUGCACUGGCCGGAGGUGACUGGGACGUAAAUGGCGGAGAAUUUCUGUUUACAAGACCAGCGACGGGGUCAAGGUCAGAGUCCCACUCGCCCUCAAGGUCGAGAUCAAGGUCCAGGUCGGCGAACUCCCGCGUUUCGAGCAAUCUGAAUUGGACCCUUACCUGGUGUCAUCGAAUGCUCAACUCACGAGAUCAUACCGAGCUCAUUGACCUGGCUUACCACACUUGCUUCUCGAUCCAGUCAUCUCUAGAGAACAGCACACGCACACAAUCCCCUGCUCCACCACUGAAGUCCAUCUUGGUGAGCGGGAACAAGACACAUACAAAGACACUGUCGCACAGUUACUCCAGUGAACGCCUGGGCGCCUGUCCUGCCCCCAACAUUCCCAAGUCCAAAGCAGAGGCGCUCGCGAGCCCCCAUCACAAUCGCCCCGGUUCGAGGUCGAAGGCCCGCCCACGAUCACGGAGCACGAGCGUCAGUUCCGGCCAAACGGCCAAGCAGAACCAUGACAGAAUCUGGUCGAGCAUGAGUAGCUCGGAUACUUUGUGUUCGGAAUCUCGUGCUUCAACCACUACUGACCGCGAGAAUCUUGCGGUCAGUCCCAUCUCCGAGGCGGAAGAAGAGGAGAUCAAACCACGAAAGAGUUUCUCGGCUUCUGUUGCAGAGGCGUUCGGCAUUCGAACAACGUUGCUGAAACGGUCCAAAUCAGUCUCAGGAUCCUCACCCGCGCCAGAGGGAGCCCCUACAUUGCCUCGUCCGUCGACUUCUUUCUCUGGGCUGAGACCAGCAAGCAGAGCAAGCAGCAACAAGACAAAGGCUCGUUCGAAAUCAAUCAUCGACCCGAUUCCUCUUCUACGCCCCAAACCCCGAGCCGGAAACCACUCCAAGGCAGCAGCCUCGCAGGAGCCUACCACAUCGCCCUCGCGUCCCAGAUCACCAUCCGCAACCGGCACGCACACCCGCACCCGAACAUUCUCGUUUUCCAAGACCGCCUCAAAGCAUCGUCCAAGCCUUUCCCUCACGCGGAAACCCUCGAGCAGAGUAGGGAUGGAUGAGAACGGCGUAAUGUUGGUCAACGGCGUCGAGUUUGUGAAUGUAAUCAGCGUCAAAGCACGCAUCGAGAGCAGCGACGAGGACGAGCAGAGCAGAAAGAGGCUCAGAGACCGGGCGGAUAGCGGCUUGGGCAUGGACGUCUCCCGGAACCAAAACACCACUGCAGUCGGGACGAGGGCGUUGAAGGAACUCCCGCCACUGCCUCUUGUGGCGGGCCACCGGAAGAAUGACUCUGCGGUCCCGGCUCUAUCGUAG